CGGGCGUCGUAGUAGUCGCGCGGGAUGCUGGGAAAUGUAGUUCGUGUGGGUCGGAGCCCAGCUCCGCUGCCGGGGUGAAGCGCUUCACCCGAGCGGGUCGCGCCCUGCCUGCCCGCUUCCUCUGCUCGGAAAUAUUAUAAAUUUAAUAUGGCACCCAUUUUAGAUUGGAAGAAGCUCAUGAAAGUUGAUCCAGAUGCUCUGCCUCAGCAAGAGGAACUAGUGGACAGAUGGCUAGAGACUGUAUCAGAGGUUGAUGAGAAAGACCUAAAAAGGGGAACUCCAGAACAACUGAUACACCUUUUUAAGAUUACUCAGUCAUUAAUGAAGAUGAAGGCUCAAGAGGCAGUGCUAGCAAUAGAAGAAGUUGACAGAGCUGGGGAAGAGCAGGCCAAAUGUGAAAAUGAAUUUAAAACAAAGAUGAUGAAACUUCAAAAUGAAUUAGAGAGGGCACUUGGAUCUGCUGGUGGUCGUGAUACUCGUUUUUUGCGUGAUGAGAUUUGCCAACUGGAAAACCAAUUAGAACAGAAAGAGAGACAGUUAACAGCUGUAGAAAAAGAAUUGGAAAAAGAGAAGAAGGUGAAUGAACAGCUUGCUCUUAGAAUUGAAGAUGCUGAAAAUGAAAAUAUCAAGUUAAAGAGAGAGAAUGAUCAAUUACGUCAGGAUGUCGUUGACUAUCAGAGGCAAAUAGAUUCUCAAAAAGAAGCAGUUCUGUUACGAAGAGGAGAAGAUUCUGAUUACAGAUCACAGUUGUCCAAAAAGAAUUUUGAGCUUGUCCAAUGUUUGGAUGAAAUUCAGAAUUUAACUGAAACUAAUGAAAAGUUAGACAUUCAAAACCAAGAAAUGAGGAAGAAUCUUGAGGAAUCAGUGCAAGAAAUGGAAAAGAUGACUGAUGAAUAUAAUAAAAUGAAGCGAAUAGUGCAACAAUCUGAUAUUGUUAUGGAUCAGUUAAGAAAAGAGAAUGAGCAGUACAAAUUUCAAGUUCAGGAGCUUUCAGACCAGCUGAAAGCAAAGAAUGAGGAGGACGAUCCACUCAUGGCAGCUGUAAAUGCAAAAGUUGAAGAAUGGAAGAAAAUCUUAGCUUCUAAAGAUGAUGAACUUCUGGAGUAUCAGCAAAUGUUGUUUCACUUGAAUGAGAAAAUUAAACUAUUCCAACUUGAUGUAGACAGAAACAGCAUAGUGACCCUUCAGCAGGGAAUACAAGACCGAGAUGCUCAGAUAAGAUUACUUACUGAGCAAGUUGAACAAUAUACUAAAGAAAUGGAAAAAAAUGCAUUUCUUAUGGAGGAAUUAAAAAAUGAUCUCCAAAAAGGUAAAGGUCACUCAUCUGUUGCUCAGCAGAAUCGGAUUGGGGAUGUGCAGGAAAAGUUAAAAAUGUUAGAAGAGAGAACUAAGGAGGCCGAGAAAUCAGCAGAAUUAGCAGAAGCAGAUGCCAGAGAGAAGGACAAACAGCUUGUUGAAGCUCUGAAAAGAAUGAAACUCUAUGAACUGGGUGUAUAUGGUUUAGAAGAGGCUGUUGCUGAAAUAAAAGAUUUAGAAAAGGAGAUCAAAAUACGAGAUAAUAAGAUCGAAACGUUAAUUAAGGAAGUCAAUAAACUUGAACUUAAAAUAAAUGAUUUUCUUGAUGAAAAUGAAGAACUUAGAGAGCGCUUAGGUCUUGAGCCAAAGACAAUGAUUGAUUUAAAUGAAUUUAGAAGCAGCAAAACACUGAAGCAACAGCAAUAUAGAGCUGAAAACCAGAUUCUUUUGCAAGAGAUUGAAAGACUAGAAGAGGAAAGAAUUGAGCUGAAACAACAGGUUCGUAAUUUGGCUAAGGAGAAAGGAAGAAGAGUUGCAACAAUAGGAUUGGAUCCUGGUGACGUGGAGAUGACUGAUAGCUUUACUGAAGAGAAGGGAAUGAAUAAGAGGAAGUUGGAUUUCCUGAACGGACAUGAUGUUGCUGAGGUAAAAGCAAAGAAUGAGUAUCUUGCAAAUGAAUUAAGUGAGAGAGAGAGAGAUUUGGAGAAGAACAGAACUGUAAUAGCUAAAUUUCAAUGUAAAUUAAAAGAAUUAUCAGAAGAGAAUAAACAACUUGAACAAGGAAUGAAAGAAAUAUUGCAAGCUGUCAAGGAAAUGCAGAAGGAUUCUAGUAUAAAGGGAGGAGAAACAGCCUUAAUAAUCCCUAGUCUGGAUCGUUUAGUUAACGCAAUGGAGUCAAAGAAUUCAGAAGGAAACUUUGAUGUUCAAGUGCACUUGAAAACCCAGGUUGACCAGCUUACAGGACGAAAUGAAGAAUUAAGACAGGAACUGAAACAGACUCAGAAAGAAGCAGCAAAUUUCUCUAAUCAGCUGGCAACUGCAAAUGAAAAGAUUGCAGAACUGAAGAAUGAAAUUUCCUUAUUACGUGAAUCAGAAGGUGCCAACGUUGUCUUCCGAACAGUGAACCUUCCAGAAGGAAUGGUUCCUUCCAGCGUUAAUAUGAUUAAUUCUCUGAAUGAAUAUUUAAUACAUCUUAUACAGGAACUGGAAAAUAAAGAACAGUUACUUAAACAAUUAGAAGAUGCAGUGGAGAACUAUAAACGAAAAUUUGCAGUAAUUCGUCAUCAACAAGGAUUGCUGUAUAAAGAAUAUCAAAGUCAAAAGGAAAGCUGGCAGAAAGAAUCAGAAAAUAUGAAGGAGGAAAAGAAAAAGCUAGAAGAGCAAAAAGAACAGGAUGCUACAAAAAUAAAGGCAUACUCUAAUUUACUCAAUGCACUUCAGCUGGAUCCUGAUGAAACAAAAAAAGUACUUGCAGAAAAUAAUAGAAAAAUAACUGUUUUACGAGUUAAUGAAAGGUCACUAACAAGGCAGUAUACCACUUUACUUGAAACGGAACGGCAUCUUAGACAAGAAAAUGAGAAACUCAGGAGUGAAAUAACACAUAUGGAGACUGCAGUUAUAGGGAAGAUUGGAAACUUGCAACGAUUCAAGGAAAUGGCUAACUUUAAGAUUGCAGCUCUGCAAAAAGUGUUGGAUCAUAGUGUGCCAUUGUCUGAGCUAGAACUGGCUAAUAAGCAGUAUAAUGCAUUAACUGCUAAAUACAGAGAUAUGUUGCAAAAAGAUAACUUGCUCGUCCAGCAGACAACAAACAUGGAACAUGUGGAGCGUGAGAAUGAAUCCUUGAAAGCACAGAUAAAUUUAUUGAAUCAAGAAUUGGAGAUCACGAAGGAGAAACUUCACACUGUAGAACAGGCUUGGGAGCAGAUGACUAAACUGGGGGAUGACAAUGCCAUGGACAAGGCCACAAAAGCAAUAACCAACAGUGAGAUUUUGUCCAUUUCUAAGAAAAUCACAAUGUUGGAAAUGAAGGAACUAAAUGAAAGACAGAGAGCAGAACAUUCACAACGAAUGUAUGAACAUCUAAGGAAUACUGUAAAGCAAAUAGAAGAACGUAAUUUUGAACUGGAAACAAAAUUUGCUGAGCUCACCAAAAUCAACCUUGAGGCACAGAAAGUGGAACAGGAAUUAAGAGAUGAACUUUCAAAGAGUGUGAGUAAGGCAGUAAGUGAUGCAGACAGACAACAAAUAAUGGACCUAGAAAAGCGUGAGAUGGAGCUCAAGAUUGAAGUAUCGAAGUUAAGGGAACUGUCUGAUGUAGCAAAAAUGCAAGUUGAUGCUUUGGAGGCACGCCAACAAUACAGAGAUAAGGAAGUGGAAUCUCUUAGAAUGGAAAUUCUAGACUACCAGGCACAGUCAGAUGAAAAAGCAGUUAUUGCAAAACUGCAUCAACGUAUCGUAGCCCUUGAGGGUAGUGAAUCUUUUGCUGUAGGCAAGUUGGAAACGCUUAAAUCGAAAUUACAGAAGGUGGAGAUCCAUAAUCUACGUUUAGAGCAGAAGCUUGAUGAGAAAGAGCAAGCCUUAUAUUUUGCCCGACUGGAAGGAAGAAAUCGAGCUAAACAUCUACAACAGACAGUUCAGUCUUUGCGACGACAGUUUAGUGGUGCUCUGCCUUUAGCACAGCAAGAAAAAAUCUCUAAAACAGUUAUUCAGCUACAGAAUGACAAACUGAAGGUCCUGGAAGAAGUUCAGCAUGCCCAGCAGGAGCGUCGAAAUGCAGAAAACAGAGCAUUAGAGGCAGACUUAAAACUGAAGAGUUUAGAAGAAUUAUUAAGUGCAUUGAAGGAUACAAGAGGAGCUCAAAAGGUAAUUGAAUGGCAUAUGAAGAUGGAGGAACUCCGUCUGCAGGAACUGAAACUCAAUCGAGAGUUAGUCAAGCAAAAGGAAGAGGUGAAGUAUUUGCAUAAUAUAAUUUCUGAAUAUGAACGUACAAUCAACACACUGGAAGAAGAAAUUGUUCAGCAGAACAAGUUUCACGAAGAAAGGCAAAUGUCUUGGGACCAGAGGGAAGUAGAACUGCAGCGCCAAUUAGACCAGUAUGAUCAUCAACAAAAUGAAACCCUUAAUACAGUUCUAAAGUUUGAAGAGGCUGCAGGAUCAGUUCCAGACUCUAGUCUGCCAAUCCCACAACAACUAGAGUUGGCUUUGAGAAAGAUUCAGGAGCAUAUUCGAAUAGUCCUGGAAACUAGGGCAACCUGCAAAUCACUGGAGGAGAAAUUAAAAGAAAAGGAAGCUGCUCUGUGGAAAGCUGAACAAAAUGUUAUAUCGAGAGACAAAAUUAUAAAUGAACUAAGACUUCAGUUACCUGGAACAUCAGAAAGAGAGAAAAUAAUGGCUGAACUAAGCAAACAAGAAGAUGAUCCAGAAUCGUAUCACACUGCAAAAAUUGUUCAUCAGACCAUUGCAAAUAUGCAAGCAAGAUUAAAUCAAAAGGAAGAAGUGUUAAAAAAAUACCAACAAUUGCUUGCUAAAGCAAGAGAGGAACAAGAGGAAACAGCAAAGAAGAAUGAGGAAGACCUUAGAGUUCUACAACAGAAGUUAAAUUUGCAUACCGAUAAUUCCCUUAAUAAAGUCAAACAGACUGCUUUGGAGCUAGUGAAACAGUCUUCGUUAUCAUCUAGCAACAAACAGUUUCUCCGCUUAGCUGAAAUGGAGCGAACUGUAGCAGAACAGGAUAAUUCUCUUGCUUCCCUUGUUGUAAAAUUAAAGAAAACAUCAUCUGAUUUGAAGAAACAAAAACUAAUUACUUUAAUGAAAGUCAAAGAGUUUGAGACUAUCAGAGCCCAGCUUCAGGAAAAGCACACAGUUGAUGUGCAACAACUUAAAGAAGAAGCAAAUGGAUUGAGGAACAAGUUAUUUCAGAUGGAGAUGGAAUUAGCAAAUGUAAAAACUGAACUAGAGGUCCAGAAAGAAGCAAAUAAUAGAGCACCCACAGUAACACUGAAGAACCUGGUGGAACAGCUGAAGAGCCAGUUAGCCAUAAAAGAGAAGCAACAGAAAGCUUUGAGUAAAGCACUUCUGGAACUCCGAGCAGAAAUGACUGCUAAUGCUGAACAGCAGAUUAUUUCUGCUGCAUCACAAAAAGAGGCAUAUAUGAAUGUCCAGGAGAUUGUUGACAGGCAAACAAAGGGGCUUACGACACAGAUAGAGGAAUUAAAUAAUGAGAUUACAAAACUUACAGAAAACCUUAAAAUAAGUAAAACCAGGGAAAGUUCUUUGUCCAGUGAAAGGGAUGAGUUGAGCCAAGAACUUCAGAAGAAACAAAAAGCAUUCGAUAAAAUGCAGGUGGAGAAAAAUGAAAUGGAAAAGGAAAAUGAAGAACUGAAGAAACGGGUUAAGAGGCUAAGCAGUAGCAUUCAGAGCAAAGCCGAUGAACAAAAUCUGGUCGAUGCACUUCAGAAAAAAAUUAAGAAGUUGGAAAGUGAACUCGAGAAGAAGUGUGAAACAGAAAAAAAAGAUGUAAGGGAAGACAAGACCUCGAAGGAGGAAAUUAUUAGAUGGGAAGAAGGUAAAAAGUGGCAAAUCAGAAUGGAAGGAUUGCGGAACAAACUAAGGGAAAAGGAAAAAGAAGCAGAUGCUUUAGCCAAACAGUUGAAUACCUUGAAGGAAAUUUGUACAAAGACUGAAAAAGAGAAAAGUGCUCUACAAAAGAAACUGAAAACCACUGGUGUCACUGUUGACCGUGUUGUUGGAGUAAGAGCCUCAGAGACUGAAAAAGAACUGGAAGAACUACGAAAAAGGAACCUAGAUUUAGAAAAUGAAAUUGCUCACAUGAGAACACAGCAAGCAAUCCCACGAGAUUCUGUUGUAGAAGAAUUACAUUUCAAAAAUCAAUAUCUCCAGGAAAUGAUUCAUGCAUUACGGAGACAGUGUUCAAGAGAGACAUAUUCUAGACCCUCGUCUGUUCCUAUCAGUGUCAGUAGACAAAAAUUUUUGAAUUCCCUUCAAAAGAAAUCAGUUUCAAAUAGGGAUGAAAUCAAACAUCAGACUAAUCAUAGCAUUACUGAUGGCAAUGAAAUAGAUGUGGAAGCAGACAUGCAAACAUGCAUCGUGCCUAAUGAAGGCCAUGAAGCUACUGUGGAUUCAAGCACGGAAGACAAGGACGCAGACGUUUCUAGAGAAGGACUGAAAAACAAAAAUGUAACUGAAGCUGAUAAAGAGAACUGCAGUGAAAGAGAAGAAAAUAUAACCCAACCUGAAAAUGAAAAACUUGAGGAAUUUGAAGAAGAGGAGAAGCAAGAAAUACUGAAGCAAUCAAAUGUUGAUGAAGAAGAAUGUGUAGAAGAGCCUUAUACUGACAGAAUGAGCUGCAAUCAGUCUGAUUCAGGGGAACCUUCUCUUCAAGCUAAUGGCUAUGAAGCAGAAAAAAUAAAUGUGAAUAAUGAAAUUAAUCAAGACACUGCAGAGGAUACAGACGAAACUUGCCAGAGUGGUGCAGAGGGGGUUGAAAGAACUCUGGAAUUUUGUGAAAUGCCUGAGACAUCAGGAAUUGGGUCAGAUGAUCAAUAUCGAAGAGAACAAGAAGUUUUAAAGGAAAAUUUAAGAUUGUCAUCUGAAAAUGUUGAGCUAAGAUUCCAGCUAGAACAGGCCAAUAAAGAUCUGCCAAGAUUAAAGGACCAAGUAGGUGACUUAAAAGAAAUGUGUGAACUUCUCAAGAAAGAGAAAGCAGAUAUUGAACGAAAGCUGGGCAGCAUUAGAGGGGCUGGUAGAAGUGGAAAGACAGUGCCAGAAUUGGAAAAAACAAUUGGUUUGAUGAAAAAGGUUGUAGAGAGAGUCCAAAGAGAAAACGAAGAUCUGAAAAAAGCUCCAGCUGUGGUUUCUAAUGAGAAACUACUUAGUCUUGAACAGGAAAAUGAGAGGCUGAAGUCUGAAAUGGAAAAAAUGGAACUUCAUCUGGAGGGCCAGCUGAGUUUGCAUUAUGAAUCUAAAACCAAAGGAAUGGAAAAAGUCAUUGCUGAAAACGAGAGGCUGCGUAAAGAACUGAAAAAGGAAGCUGACAGUGGAGAGAAGCUACGAAUAGCAAAGAAUAACUUGGAGAUAUUAAAUGAGAAGUUAACCGUACAGCUGGCUGAAACCAUUAAGAGGCUAAAUUUAGCUGAGAGCCAGUUUGAUGAAGCUGACAGCAAAAGUUGGAGGUCCAUUGCUCUAACAAGGAUGCACGAAAGUAAGAUGAAAGAAAUGGAAAUGGAUAUUGCUAAAAAAACCCAAACCAUUACUGAACUUAAACGGCUGCUUCAGGAAGCCACAGAACGUGAGCACAAUGCUGAUAAAAACUUACAAGAUCUGAAAGAGCAAAUUGAGUGUCUCAAACACUUUCCUGAAGGUGCAAGGACAGAGGAAAGCUUCAUCAGGGAACUUCAGCUUUUAAGAUCAACUAAUAAUCAAUUAGAGAAAGAAAAAGCAGAACUAGCUCACCAGGUGGAACAUUGUAAGCACCACAGACACAUAUAUACAAGUGAAGGUCCUGCAGCUGGACAUAAUGAAAUUGUACAGAAGGAUAAAAAUGACAAGUUAAUGUUAGAAAUAGCUGACCUCCAGACACUGCUGAAAGCCUCAGAGCUGGAAAAACAGCAAUUACAGGAAGAAACAAAAAAGCUGAGAAGAGAACUAGAAAACUUUGGUCCUUCCUUUUUUGAAGAAAUUGAGGAUCUGAAAUAUAACUACAACAAAGAAGUAAAAAAAAAUAUUAUCUUGGAAGAGAGAUUACAGCAGCUUUCUGAAGAGUUUGGCAUUCAGCUGGAUAGCUCAGUCAAUGUUUCUAUUGAUUAGGGGCAGUGUUUAGCAUCCUUAGUACUGACAUAGAAGAGAAAUUCUGGAGCAGUUGCAUAAUACUGAUUUAUUUGUCUGGUAUUAUCUAGGAAUGAUACAAGUCUAUUAAGUUACGUUUUGGCACAUACCUAAGAGUGCAGAAGAGCUUAUUAUGGUCGGUAUUUAUAAACACCAGUCAAACUAAGUGAGUUUUACCUCUUCCAACCCCUUUAAAAUAAUAUAUUGUAAUUCAGAACAGUAACUUGGGUGAUACACAGGUGUCAAACAAAGUUGAAAUCUUGGACUUCUCAUAGAAGAACCUCUUAAAAUGUGCUAACUAUCCUAAGUUCCAGCUUUAAGAAUAUGUAAUUAGUUCUUAAUGUCCAGUGCUUUUGUAUUUUUAAACUGUGGAUUAAGGUCAAUGUGGUGGAUGUCUGUUCUUACAUCCCUGUUACUUUUACCUCACUUUUAGAAAAUCCAAGAAUUGAAAAUAAAGUUACAGCAUUUCUGACAAACUCAUGGUAUUUUUGUAGUAAAAUGAUUUUUUAUACUGUAUAUAGCACAGAUAAAAUAAAGCAAAUGCAAACAAUCAUGCAGUCUCAUCUUUAUUAUUUAUAUGCCAUCUUAUUUAAUAUGCCCUUGAUGGAGUUUCCUAGUUGAGAUACAGUCUGAAAAUAGGCAUUACUAAGCCAAGUCAUCUCUCUUAUAACUUACUAAGGUUCUCCAAAAUAGAACUAGUAUAUUUUCUAUCAUUUACCCUUUUUGUCCCAAACCAGUGGAAGUACUUGUAGGAUAGAGCAUAAUUAGGUUUUCAAGUAAUAGUAUAAUGCUGCUGCUUACCAGUUAAAUAAUACAGUGAAAAGCUUUCCUCCAAAAGAAAUUGUUAAAACUUGAGAAAAAAGAU
Messenger RNA from Cuculus canorus (common cuckoo), 9004 nucleotides. It is a transcript of the gene CEP290, whose product is annotated as centrosomal protein 290. Gene Ontology annotation, biological process: camera-type eye development; kidney development. The record is from RefSeq and is a predicted model, not a curated record. Bases 148 to 8121 code for a protein of 2657 amino acids. NCBI's taxonomy places the organism in Eukaryota, Metazoa, Chordata, Aves, Cuculiformes, Cuculidae. The transcript is spliced from 54 exons.